CCAGUGUGGCUGACGAAGAGCUUGGGUCAAAUGCUGACUAAGUUCUGGAGGGGAGCUGGCAGCUGUGGCUGGAGAGUGCCGCGCCGUGGCGUCUGCAGCCACAGGCAGGAAGGCGACGAAGCUUAGGUUGCCUGGAUGCGUUUCCCUCAUCAACCAUCUAAGCCAGACGCCAACGGUCUCUUCCUCCAGUCGCCGCGCCGUUGCAAAAGCAGAAACCCCCUUCUUUCGUCCUCGAUAUUUCCCAGCGUCUAGUCAACCACCAUGUUCAGAAACAAUUACGACAACGAUUCCGUCACCUUCUCGCCGCAAGGCCGAAUCUUCCAGAUCGAAUAUGCCGGCGAGGCCGUAAAGCAAGGAUCAGUGGUCGUCGGAAUUGCCAGCAAAACACACGUCGGCCUGUUCGCCGUCAAGCGAAACGCAGAGGAACUGUCGUCAUACCAGAAGAAGCUUUUCGAGAUUGACGAGCACACCGCCAUUGCCAUCGCCGGUCUCACAUCAGAUGCUCGCGUCCUGUCCAACUUUAUGAAGCAACAAUGCCUGGGCCACCGCCUCACCUACGGCCGCCCGAUGCCCAUACACACGCUGGUUGGCCAGAUUGGUGAGAAGGCGCAGAUCAACACCCAGGUCUACGGCAAGAGACCGUACGGCGUUGGGCUGCUGGUUGCUGGCGUUGACGAGAAUGGCCCCCACCUGUUCGAGUUCCAGCCAUCGGGUAUGACGGAAGAGAUGGUCGCAUUUGCCAUUGGCGCACGAAGCCAAAUGGCCAGAACAUAUCUGGAGCGGAACAUAGAGUCAUUCGCCGAUUGCUCAAAGGAGGAAUUGGUCAAGCACGGAUUAAGGGCGCUCAAGGAGAGUUUGGUACAGGACAAGGAGUUGACGGUCGAGAACACAUCUGUGGGAUUGGUGGGCCUGAAAGAGGGUCCCAACGGCCGACCGAGCGUUGAACCUUUCAAACUAUAUGACGGCUUCGAGACCAAGGAAUGGAUCGAGAGCGUUAGCGAAAGCCAAGGAGGAGAGGGUGAGGGUGAGGGUGAGGGUGAGGGUGAGACUGCGGCCGCGGGCGACGGCGACGGCAUGGAGGUUGACAGCUAGACGACACACGGGAUUUGGAGGCGCUAUGAGAGAAAGAAUUUAGAUCAUGUAUCACUAGAGGCUGCUUGAACAGCCCGAAUUGUGAAACUUGCUACGAAUGAAGUAAUAAAAAAAAAGAAGAUACCUAAUCAUGACAUUACUCCCG
Messenger RNA from Trichoderma asperellum CBS 433.97, 1237 nucleotides. RefSeq lists its product as uncharacterized. Gene Ontology annotation, biological process: ubiquitin-dependent protein catabolic process; proteasomal protein catabolic process. The record is from RefSeq and is a predicted model, not a curated record. Lineage: Eukaryota; Fungi; Ascomycota; Sordariomycetes; Hypocreales; Hypocreaceae. Gene Ontology annotation, cellular component: proteasome core complex; proteasome core complex, alpha-subunit complex; nucleus.